AUGGUGCGCGCGGGCGCGCAGAUAUUCUUCGCGAGCGUGCGCGCGGUGCUGGAAAUAUUCUGCGUCGGCGCCGUCGGCGUCCUGGGCGCGCGCCGAGGCUGGCUCGACCGCAAGACGUGCAAGACGCUGUCGACGUUUAAUGGAAACUUUUUCCUGCCGGCGCUGCUUUGGGUGUCGCUGAGCCGCUCGGUGAGCGCGAGCGCGCUGCGAAAGCUGUGGUUACUGCCGGUGACGUGCGUCGCGCACGUGACGCUCGGACUGGCGCUCGGGCUGGGCGUCGUGCGCUGGGCGCCGGUGAAGCCGGGCUUCAGAACCGUCGCGUUGAUGUCGAGCGGAUUCGGCAACUCGCUGGCUUUGCCGGUGGUCGUGGCGAGGGCGAUCAUCAAGAACCCGAGGAUUGGGAAUUUGACGUUCACGAGCGAUGAUAACGAUCGAGCGGUGUUGUAUCUGUCGUCGUACGUGGUCGUGCUGAGCGGGCUGAUGUGGACUCUCGGACCGUUUUUGUUCAGACGACGCGUAGCCGCGAAAGUUUCGCUCGAGGGAGGGGAUGGGGGGGAGAUGAGCGAACAGGCGGAACGCGAUCGAACGCUGAUGCGACAGCGUUCUUUCGCGAAUAGGACUUUAGAUUUUACGCGGACGUUUUUCAAUCCCGCGAUCGCCUCGUGCGUGUUGGGCGUCGCGACUGGGAUGGCGCCGCCGGUGCGAGACAUAAUUUUUAACCCCGGGCGCGCGCUGAGUUGGAUCGGUGGAUCCGCGGAAAUGUUAGCCGACGCGGCGAUUCCUUCGAUUUUACUCGUUAUCGGGGCGUCGUUGGCGUACGGUCCCGAUUACAGCUUGGCGGAUCGAAAGACGUCUCUCGCCAUCGUCGGAGUGCGAUUCGCAAUAAUACCAUUCUUUACGAUUGGGCUGUAUUAUGCCUUUCGCAACGUCAGUGGGAUCGCGCCCGACGAUAAAACGUUUUGGCUCGUCUUCUUGAUGCUCGGCACGACGCCGACGGCGAACAACAUGAUGCUUCAAGCUCAAAUGUUCCACGACGACGAUCGCGCGGGCGCCGGCGUGGGCACGUUGCUGUUUUGGCAAUACCUCGCGUGUCCGGUGUUUCUCACCGCAUUCGUGUCGUGGUACUUAGCCAUGAUCGAUCGGUGA
Messenger RNA from Ostreococcus lucimarinus CCE9901, 1146 nucleotides. Its product is annotated as AEC family transporter: auxin efflux. Lineage: Eukaryota; Viridiplantae; Chlorophyta; Mamiellophyceae; Mamiellales; Bathycoccaceae. Bases 1 to 1146 code for a protein of 381 amino acids. Gene Ontology annotation, cellular component: membrane. The record is from RefSeq and is a predicted model, not a curated record. The transcript has a single exon. Gene Ontology annotation, biological process: endoplasmic reticulum to cytosol auxin transport.